UGAGAAUUAUUCUAUAAUUUCCUUGUGCUCAUUUACUGAUUUUUAUUUUGGUGAAUGUACUUCAUGUGGGUUCUUCCCACAUGAUCAUUCUGAAGAUCCCUUGGAAGGGUAAAAUCCUAGACACUGAGGUCCUCAAACGCUACUGAAGAAAGCACAACUCCAUUGGGUUGUCCACAUUAUUUGAAUGCCAAAGGUAUACUUGCCAAAAAGACUAUUUUAUGGAAACUCACACAGGGAAAGAUCUCCCUCAAUCCAUAUAUCUGAUUCCACUCCCAUUUUUGCCAUUUCUACCUUCAUAAAGUCUCUCCUAUCCACCCUCUGUAUUCACACAGCUUACUAUUUCAGUUCAAGCCUCCAUCCUCUCUGUUAGAUUUUGCAUGUAACAGCCUUCUAAUUGGAAUCCCUGUUUGAAGUUUUUCACCAUUGCACUCCAUCAUAUGCACUACUGUCAAAAGUAAUCUUCCUCAAGUAUAAUGUUUGGGCUAGCUUUCUGGAGGUCCUUCGGAUGGGCCUUGGUCUCAGCAGGUUAGACACCACAAGAAUGGUCAAGAAUAGAGUCUACAGUCUUUAUUCUGUCCCAGUCUUGAUCUUAGUGGAGAGGCAUGAGAGUAACCAUGAAGCUGGUCAAAAAUAAAAUGUCUAUCUUCCAGUCCUUAUUAGCCCUUAUAAUACCUUAUUGUAAUUAUAUCAUUACAGCAUACUGAUUAUGUGUGAACUUAGAGAACCAUUACAUCACUAUGCUAAGUACUAAGUAAAGAGCAAUCAUCUCAUCAAUUCCACUGACUUGACACCUUGUUUCAAGUAUACUUCUCCAAAGUUUUGCCCUUUACACAUAAGCACAAAUCUAUGCAAACUUCUACUCAGGCAAUUCCAGUGGUUUCCUCUAGGUCAAAAUAAAAUCUCGUGUUUAGCUUUAAAAGCUAAAGCUCCAUACAACCUGAAUUAAACAUCUUUCCAACCUUAUUGGCUUUGCUAUUCGUCUUGUACUUUUUCUCCCUCCCUCCCUCCCUUCCUUCCUUCCUUCCUUCCUUAAUUCAGAAUAUUUGAGGGGACUUAUACUAGUAGAGAAAUCAACAAAGGCCUACUUUAGGAGGUGUAGCACAUGAAUUGAGCCUUGAUAGAUGAAGGGUCAAAUGUAAUACAUUCUUGCCAUGGGAGUCAGUCACUUGUGCAAACUGUAAGCCAGUUUUAACUGGAAUAGUAAUGUGGAGGAUGGAUUAGAGAGGUUAAAAGGUUGUAGGCAGGGAGACUAUUUAGGAGAUUAUACAUGUAGUCCAAAUAAGCAUAAUAAGAGUCUGGACUACAUUAGUAGUUGUAGUAUGAAUAUAGAGAAGGACAAAUACAUCUUCUCUGGGUUGUCUAACUGCAUUGUAAUAUAAUUUUUCAAGCUAUGCAAAAGAAGGAUAAGAUAAAAUGUGGGAAAAAAUUCCAGACCUUAUUAUCUUUGAAAAAAUAUGAUCAAGGAAAUAACAGCUAUCAACCAUAUUCCCACUUUCCCCUUGUCAUAAAAUUGUUUAUACAUUCAUCAAUUUUAUCCUUGAUAAAAGAGAUUUGAAUAGGCAGAAUUUGCUGAUGUUCUAGAGCAGACCACAUCUUUCUAGUCAUAUUGAUGACAUAGAAAUAUAGAUAGUCCUAUUGUGCUUGUUAAAUACUUUUUUAAAAAUUUAAUUUGAUAGAGCAAAAUGACUGUGGGGUCAUAUCCUUUUUGUGAAUCUGUCAAAACCAUAUAGACUUACUUGACUCUUUAAGAGACACCCACCCCCAUGUAUUUUACAUAUACAUCUGGGAAUAAUAUGAUGGGAUUUAUAUGAGAUAGUGUUGUUUGCUGAUUGUACAAUUAAAUUUGGAGUCUCUCUUUUCUGGACAGUAAGAUUGUAAAAUCUUAAAAUUUACUUUCCUUUUACUUAUAUUGGAUUUGGUCUAAGCUAGCAAACACAAUUGACAAAUUUUACAGAAAGUUAUUUCUUCAUGGUUAUGCUUUGAAAUAAAGAUUACAUUUAUCACAAUUGGCAAUGUUAUAGAACUUUUUCUUAAGUUAGAUCUUAACUCAAGUGGCCGACUAGUGGUAGAAAGGAAAAUUGCUUUGGAUCUGUGAUGGGAAAGGGGGAAAAUUGUGCUUUUGCUUUUCAUCUUAGACCAUAAGUUUCGUGUAGGAUCAGCCAUUAACUAUAUAAAGAGGUUUAAAAAAAAAAAAAAAAAAGCUUUUUUGUGAAAUAAAAUUCAAAUUUAAUUCAGAUUUGCAUAAGUGUAAAACCUAAUGCUUUCAGAAAUACCCUAAACAGUCAUUUGUUUAUCUCUGCAACUUUAAAAAAAAAAAAAAAAAAAGAAUGCAUUUGUCUGGGCAAUGUAAAGUAUUUACCCAGCUUCUGGCUGUAUUAAAAAGAAAAAAAGGAGAGGAGAAAGGAGAUACAGAGACACCUUUUAGGAAUAAUUUUUCAUCUUCAGUAUCUGCAAAGGCUUCUCCUUUAACUACAGCAGGAUUUAUUUUUAACUCCUUGGCUCAGUGUUUGUCAGAUGAUUCUGGCCAUCAAACCGUUCGCUAAAGCAUCGAGUGCAGAGGAAGCGAGAAUGGCUAAGGACGGGGGUUGUCUGGGAAGGGGGGCGGGGUUUCGGAGCUCGCGCGCACUCUCGCUUGGGCUCAGCUUCCCAGUCUGGGAGAGAGCUGAGGGAGCGGAGAGAUGGGAUUUGCAGGUCAAAGUGGGAAUUAAAGGGUAAUGGCUGCUUUCAGCUGCUUAAAGACAUAAUUGCUCAAUUAUUGGUGUUUCGUGAAGAGGAAGCUGGGACCUGAGUAUUCACUGUACCGUUUGCUGCUGGGUGGCAAAUUAAUCUUUUUUCCUUUGCUUGAUGUUGCCAUUCUGAAAGCGCCUCUAACCAUGAUCGAUAGCUCCAAGAAGCAGCAACAGGGCUUUCCGGAGAUUUUAACUGCUGGGGAUUUCGAGCCAUUGAAAGAAAAGGAAUGCCUUGAGGUGAACAACCAGAAAAGUCUUAAGGAAGUAUUACAGCUGAGGCUACAACAACGAAGAACAAGAGAACAGCUAGUGGACCAGGGCAUCAUGCCACCAUUAAAGAGUCCAGCGGCAUUCCAUGAACAGAUAAAAAGCUUAGAACGAGCCAGAACUGAAAAUUUUCUGAAGCACAAGAUACGUAGUCGGCCAGAUCGUUCUGAACUUGUCAGAAUGCACAUUUUGGAAGAAACAUUUGCAGAGCCUUCCCUGCAGGCUACACAGAUGAAACUGAAGAGAGCUCGGCUAGCAGAUGAUCUGAAUGAGAAGAUUGCUCAAAGACCUGGCCCAAUGGAACUAGUAGAAAAGAACAUACUUCCCGUAGAUUCCUGUGUUAAGGAAGCAAUUAUAGGAGUUGGACAAGAAGACUAUCCCCAAACUCAAGGUGAUUUCUCAUUUGAUGAAGACAGCAGUGAUGCUUUGUCUCCAGACCAGCCAGCCAGCCAGGAGUCUCAGGGUUCAGCAGCAUCCCCAAGUGAGCCAAAAAUCAGUGAAUCGCCAUCUCCUAUCACCACAAACACUCCAACUCAGUAUACUUCACUAUCCACUGCAGUUUCUGAAUUCUUGAAAACCCCUCUUGCUGCUGAUCAUCCUGCAUCACGCCCUCCAGCUCCUGUCCUCUCUACAAAUACUGUGUCUUCAACAAAGCCUGGGCCAGCACUGGUAAAGCAAAGUCAUCCUAAGAAUCCAAAUGACAAGCACCGAAGCAAGAAAUGUAAAGAUCCCAAACCACGGGUUAAGAAGUUGAAGUACCAUCAGUAUAUUCCACCAGAUCAGAAAGGUGAGAAGAACGAGCCACAGAUGGACUCCAACUAUGCCCGUUUGCUACAGCAACAGCAGCUUUUCCUGCAGCUACAGAUCUUGAGCCAACAGCAACAACACUACAACUACCAGACUAUUCUACCUGCACCACUCAAGCCAUUAAAUGACAAACAUAAUAGUGGAAAUGCAACUUUGAGCAAUAAUGCAUCUACAACAGGAGCCAACACAAGACAGACUACUUCUCUUCCUAUUAGAAAACCGGGACCACUGCCUUCUAGUCUGGAUGAUUUGAAGGUAGCUGAACUGAAGAUGGAAUUGAAGUUAAGGGGUUUACCAGUGUCAGGCACCAAGACAGAUCUAAUUGAACGUCUGAAACCUUACCAAGAGCUUAAUAGUGGUAUUUCCACCAGCAAUGCUGUUGCAGUAUCCACUUCUACUGUAGCCACUAGCAAUCCAGAAGUUACUAUGGCAUUCCCAGUUACAUUAAAUAAUUCUGUUGCUAGCACCAUUCCCAGUUUUAAGUCAGAAACAUCAUCUACUGGAACAAGUAGUGUGACACACACCGAAACCAUCAGUUCCCCUCUGCCUAUCUCCCCAUCUCCUUCAGAACACUCCAGUCUUAGUACUGAUGAUACUAACAUGACAGAUACUUUCACAGAAAUUAUGACUAUGAUGUCCCCCUCCCAGUUUUUAAGUUCAUCUCCUUUGAGGGUGACAAAUAAUGAAGAUAGCCUAAGUCCUACCUGUGGAGGCCUGUCAAACAUGGAAUUGGAUGUGGCUGAAAAGGACCGAAAGCUUCAGGAGAAAGAAAAACAGAUUGAAGAGCUAAAAAGGAAACUGGAACAAGAACAAAAACUUGUGGAAGUACUAAAAAUGCAACUUGAAGUUGAAAAACGGGGACAGCAGCCACCACCAGUACCCCAGCCCACUGCUAAUUCUGUAAAUAAUGUAGAUCAAAAGCAUGUCAUUCCUGCUGUUAAAGAUGAGAAUUCGCUCCCUGACUGUUCUAGCUCAAGGCAAUCAAUAUCAGGAGCCAGCCAUUCUUUAGGCCAGUCAGGAUCUACUGCUGGCCAGAACCUAGUUGCCAAAAAGGCCGUAGUUAUCAAGCAAGAGGUACCUGUGGCCAAAGCUGAUCAGCAGAACAUCAUCUCUCAGUAUUAUGUGAGUUCCCAGAGACAUCCUCAAACCACGGUUGUUGCUCAGCCUCAAGCUUUACUAACCACCCAAACUGCACAGCUGCUACUUCCAGUGUCUAUCGAGGGUUCAAAUGUUACUUCAGUUCAACUACCAGUAGGCAGUAUAAAACUACAGGCUCCACCACAAGUAGGAAUUACAACUCAGCCCCAAAUAUCAGCUCCUGUAUCUCCCUCUGGCUUAACCCAAACAUCCCAUCCAAAACAAGACAAUUUCAACCAAGUACUCAACCAGCCUCAACAAAUAAGAAAGGUUUUUCCAUCUAGCUCAGCAUCAAAUACAGUAUUUUCCUAUCAGAGAUCACCUGUAACAACAGUUCAGCAGCCAUUCAUUAAUAACACAUCCAACAGUGUUCUUCAGGCCAGGAAUACUCAGGUUCCUUCAGUGCAAAAUGGACCUAGUACUACCAACAAGCCUGGUUCUCCUUCUCAACCUCAGCAAUUUAUCAUACAACACUCUCUAUUUGGCAACACAGUCACCAAGACAAAAGAUCCCCCACGAUAUGAGGAAGCCAUAAAGCAGACUCGAAACAUACAGUCAUCUUCACAUACAGAGAUUUCCAAUGCACAUAGUCAACAGAUGGAUGACCUCUUUGAUAUCCUCAUUAAAAGUGGAGAGAUUUCUCUCCCUAUAAAAGAAGAGCCUUCUCCUAUUUCCAAAAUGAGACCAGUGACAGCCAAUAUCACCACAAUGCCAGUAAAUACAGUGGUAUCACGACCACCACCCCAAGUCCAAAUGGCACCACCAAUAUCCUUAGAACCAAUCAAUAGUUUGUCUAUCAGUUUAGAGAACCAACUAGAAGCUUUCUUAGAUGGAACUUUACCUUCAAGUGAAAUUCCUCAACUAACAACUAACAACGAGGACAGAGAAUCAUUCUCUCUGAUUGAAGAUCUCCAAAAUGAUCUACUGAGUCACUCUGGCAUGCUGGAUCAUUCACAUUCUCCUAUGGAAACUUCAGAAGCACAGUUUGCUGCAAAUAAUUCCUGUUUGUCUCUUGACCUUCCUGAUUCAAACUUAGACAAUAUGGAAUGGUUAGACAUUACUAUGCCUAGCUCCUCAUCAGGGCUUACUCCUCUCAGCUCUACUGCUCCAAAAUUUUCUUCAGUUUCAUACAUUUUACUAAGCAUGGUAAAAUUGUGUUUAUUCAUCAUUCGAUCACCCAGAACACUGGAACUCUCUGUUAAUUGGCACUUCAUAGUUUUGAAGCAACACCAGAUCCUGAAGUGCCUUCUGGAAUUGUCAGAGAUUUAAAUUAUGUUUUAGUGUAGUUUUAGUGUUGUGUAUUUUAUUUUACUUGAAGAAUUUAAAAAUUGGUAAUCCUUGCAUGUGUAGUAUCUAAUUCUUUAUCUGUUGAACCAGAACAUCCCAUUCCCUGAUCAAGUGAGAUAACAGACUCCACCAUAUUUGAUGAUAAUAUCUUUCUAGUAGAAAUCUUUCUGUUUGGAAAUAGUGAGGCAGGAGUAUUUAACUUUGGAAAGUGUUAUUAUAUGUUUGUCAUCUGGUCUUUCGUAAGGAUUUUUUGAUUUUUAAAUUGCCCACACUAAACACUAAGACUAUCUCUUUGGAAUAAUUCCUUACAAUUAGGUCAACUGCCAUGGACUGUAGGGAUUUAUCAAUUUUAUAAUUAAUAGUAGCUUUUUCAAUAUCUUUAUAUUUUCACAAUCCCUCUUUGUAAACAAAUUUUUGAGGAGUCCUGAGAAACAUGCUCAUAACAUUGUUUUUCAACCAUAAAUGAGUUAUUACAUAAAGUCAUUCACAAAAAGACAUGAUGUAGUGAAUGAAAGCACUCUCAAUAGUUUAGUUUGGAUAAAUAUGUCCUGCUGCAGUCUACUUAAGUAUUUAAGCCCUUGUGUGUCAACAGUUAGUAACUAAUCUUUAGUUACUAACUGCAUACACAUGUACCAUUCCAUUAGACCAUCUUUCACUUUAGAGGUAGCAAGACAUAAUUACAAAAUAUUAUUGUUCUACAGAAUACUAAAUCAUGUUUAGGAUCAUUGUGUUUUAAAAUGUGCAGUUGAGUAAAUCAUAGACCAAAGAUGAUAAUGUAAGAAAAUAACCCUAACCCUGUUUCAAUGUUUAUUAUAUGAAUGUACAAGGGAGGGGUUCAAGAAAAGAGUUUGUUUCCUAAAGAAAAAUUUCUAUUUAAGGUCAGUUUCAAUUAGCCAUAGUAAAAGCACCAGGUAAAAUUAAACUGUUGAAUUUUCAAUUCGCAUGUAUAUAGUUUAUAAGUGGUAUUAUAUAUCAUUGAAAAACAUUUUACAUUGCCAAGAAAAUAUUAAUUAAUUCUUGAGUGUGUUCUCCCUUAUCCCUGUCACAUCUCCUUCAUACUUUAUAAACAUUUAGUAUCAACCUUUGCUUUCUACUUUAUAUGGAUCAGGUCAUUUGGGGAGUAAACAAAAAAUAAUUUUAGCAAAAAUUUAUCAGAUUAUAUUGUAGGGGAUAUACAAUUAUCUUGUGCAUUUCAGAACAGCAUCUAUUAGAAAACCUUAUGGAAUGGCUAAAUGGUUUUGCUUUAGAGUGUUUUCCUGAAAUGUGCAAACUACUGUAUAGAAUUUGCUAUAUGUCUAUGCAUAUGUAUUCCCAAUUUGUAGAAUGAAUUCUUGCUUGAACAUUAUUUGUGUGUUUUAUAUGAAUAUUUUUGUAAUACUGAAGAGAUCUUACCUAAAUAUUUGAAAUUUCUUUUUAAAAAAUUGUCACCAACUGAUAACAUUAUUUUGCAAUACAAUUUGAAUUGCAAAAGAUAUGCUAGUACCAAGUUGAACUUGCUGCCUGCUGCCUUUUGAAGACAAGGAAAAAUAAAAUAUUUCUGCUCAAUCAUAUAAUUUAGUGAACAUAAAUGUAUUAAGAAAUACCCUAUUUUAUCAGAAUAAAAACCACUAAAAUCAAUCUCUAUUUUUGUCACCAAAGCUUAACUCAGGACAUGUUCAUACACAGCCGCUGACCAUUCCAAUCAUUGUGGCUGACUUCAAUAAAAAUUGCCAAGGGUGACUAUCAUAUAUGGCCAUCUUCAAUAAAUGAAUAAAAUGAAUGGAUGAUCUUUGUUGGAAUCUAUUCAUUUUCUGCAAAUAAACUUGGCCUUAGACAAGAGAGCUUUUGGGGGUUUUUAAGCUAUUUUAGAGAGGGACCUGAAUCUUAUAUGUAUUCUCAUGCCAUCUCUAUGGAAAAUAAUGUCAGGAACAUAUGUAGAUAGGGAUAUAACACCACCACAAAGUAAUUUAUUUUCUUUUUGUAUUCAGUAGCUAUUAUCAGCAAAGCACAAUACAAGUCUGAAGAACUAAGUAAUAUAUUAACAUUUACUUAGGAAUUUGGCUAACUACCAGUAUAAAAGUUAAUCAAUUAAAUAACAUUACUCACAAGAUCAUAUUGUCUUACCCUGUUACAUAUCACAAAAAUAGCGCUCCCCCUCCCCCCAUCAGAAUACUUUAACUGGAAGGGCAUUAUAUAAUAUAUACAUACAUGCAUAUACGUAAAAUAUAUGUAUGUAUAGAUAUAUAAAUGUGAGGUGCAGACAAGCAUAACAUUGCAUGACAUUUAUUUGAAUUGCACCUUUAAUACAGACAACUAAACUUUUAAGUAAUUUAAAUUAAAACUGGAAAAUUAACCGGAUUUUUUUUUUUCUGGGUUUAUUUUGGCUUUGUUUUUAGUGUUAAAACCUUACAUGUUGAAAUGCUCUUUAGAUAUUGUUCAUUUAAAAAUAUUUCCAGUGCAUAAUUUUUACAAUUACAAAUUCUGCAUGCUGUUAUAGCAAGUCUAUAUAUUUUCCAGGCACUUCUUCCUGCACUGUCUUAGAAAACAUAUCUUUAAAAAAGUGUUUCCACUCAAAAUCUUACAUUUGAGAGCUCUAAUUCAAAAGCUGUAAAUGUUUACAAAACUGGUUUGUUUUUCACUGCUGUUAGAAAAUAGUAUGUCAAACAUUACUAAUAAAUGUCACAAUCAUAUGACAACACAUAAUAGCAAAUUAUUCCACAGUGUGCUGUGGUCAAAUAAAGCAGAAUUUAAUAGGGUUUAUAUGCAAAGCUAUAGGAGUCUGAAUGACUUCAUGCCAACUGCUUUGAAGAUAAGGCUUUAACAAAGUAAAUACAAUCACUUAUAAUGAUACACCAAGUACCUCUGUACGUCAUGUUGUAAGCAAACUUACUCGUUUUUGUGAGAUGGGUGAGGGAAUUAUUAAGUAUCGAUCAAAAGUCCUCAUCCUCCAGUAAAAAGACAGUAAUACAAACUUGCUUGAAAGGAACCAAAGGCAUUGCCAAGAAUUAUGCCAAAAGAAGGCACUUUGUAUUUGAAAUUUGAGAAUAUCUCAAAGUAAAUCCCAAAAAGGUGUUAACUAUUUGAAGUCAAACUUUUCAUAAAGAUAUAGAUAUUCUACAAUUGUUUCCAUGUACAAUAGAGUAGCUGUGUUUUGUUGGUUUAAAAAUAUAUAUAUAUAUAUAUACAUACAUACAUAUAUAUAUAUAUUUCAUAGUAGUAACAACCUUUCCAGGUGGAAGUGAAUUUUCUUCAUUUUUUGCUUGCAGUAGAAAUGUGGAGUGUAGUAGGUGUUUCUCUUCUUAUUUUCAUAGUCACAUUGUCUUAGCAUCUCACUUUUAUGAAAAAAGAAGAAAGAUACCACAGUCUCUAGGACUCUAUUCUUUAAGCACUAGUUUAUUAAAUACAUACAUAUAUAUGCAUAUAUAUAUGUAUGUAUGUAUAAGGCAAAGGGGGAGGGGAAGUUCCUUUCAUGUAUUGCCUUUCUGUUAAAAAACAAACAAAAAAAAAAAACCAUGAUGCCUUUGUAUUUGCUGUUUGCACCCCUGAAAUUAAUUCCAUAUCAUGUUUGAAUGCCAUACAUUUUGCACAUUGUACUGUAUAUAUGUAAUGCAUACUGUAUUUUUAUAUGUGUAGCACAUUUAUCAUCAAAUAUUUUGUACAUAGUGGCAAUAUUGUAGCUAAUGAGAAAAUGUUUGAUAUCUCAGCAUUUUUGCAUUUUUGUGUCUCAAAUAAAAAAUUUUUUGAUGUACUGUGA
This is a messenger RNA of Antechinus flavipes (yellow-footed antechinus), 9960 nucleotides long. It is a transcript of the gene MRTFB, whose product is annotated as myocardin related transcription factor B. The coding region runs from base 2874 to 6209 and encodes 1111 amino acids. Lineage: Eukaryota; Metazoa; Chordata; Mammalia; Dasyuromorphia; Dasyuridae. Gene Ontology annotation, biological process: smooth muscle cell differentiation. The transcript has 16 exons. The record is from RefSeq and is a predicted model, not a curated record.